This is a messenger RNA of Erythranthe guttata (spotted monkey flower), 2130 nucleotides long. RefSeq lists its product as uncharacterized. The record is from RefSeq and is a predicted model, not a curated record. Lineage: Eukaryota; Viridiplantae; Streptophyta; Magnoliopsida; Lamiales; Phrymaceae.
CCAAUUGACCUCCCCUGGUUAUGGUAAGAAUUUCUUCUCCCGAACAUCGUUUGAUUUAACCCAUUGAAAGUAUUCUGAAAUCGGAAUUGUGAUUCGCCAUGGCGACGCACCCAGAACAUUCCUCCCACACUUCCCCAAACAAACGCCUCAAAACCCUAGACCAAUUCUCACCAUCAUUCCUUCCCGGAGGCAAAUCCAAAAUUGAAGAGGAAGUUGAGAAUGAAUCUGCCGAUUGUUGCGGAAUUUGUUUGUCGGAAGCUGGCAAUGGCGGAAUCAUCAGAGGAUACGUCGACAGCUGCGACCAUUACUUCUGCUUCGUUUGCAUCAUGGAGUGGGCUAAGGUCGAAUCAAAGUGUCCCUUUUGCAAGCGCCGUUUCUCCACCAUCCGCCGCCCUCGUAAGCCGCCCGUAUUCACCUCCGAGCGCCUCGUUCAGGUCCCGGUUCGCGAUCAGGCUUAUCAUUAUUCUGGAAACACAGCGAAUGGUCCUUCAGAUCCAUAUUCAGAAGUGAACUGCAGUGUUUGUCACAAUACAUCACACGAAAACCUCUUACUCUUAUGUGAUCUUUGCGAUGCUGCUUCUCAUACAUACUGUGUUGGCCUAGGUGCAACUAUUCCUGAAGGUGAUUGGUUUUGCCAUGACUGCAAACUUUUGAGGGAUUACUCGACAAUUGAAUCCGAUACUGAUUCUAGCAUUCAAAUUAGUACCGACACUCUGAACGAACCCGCAUCAGCUAAUGAACAUGUUUCUGCAUAUGAUAUUGUGCGAGGAUGUGGUUCUUCUAUAUCUCAGAGAUUUAAAAAACAUGCAUCUUCAUAUCCAUGCCAUUUGCCAAGUACUAGUACGACCAGAAAUCUCGACCGACCAAUUUCGGCAAGCUUAAAAAUUGUUACAAAAAUUGCAGCACAGCCAAACGCCAGAACUUUACAGCAUUGCCGCGAUCUGCAUGAUCGAAUACGUCUAUUGCGUGAAAAUUGGAAUGGCCUUCGAAAUGGUAACUUGCACUUUUCUAGUCCAUGUGAAGGUAAAAUUUCGAAUAAAAAAUCUGAAGACCAAUGUAGCUCAUCUGCUGUUACAAAAGACGUUGGGGCACGCGAGAUACACAAAGCUUGGAAGAUGAUGGAUAAAGCAAAGUCAACCAGACAGGGUCGUCAAAGGUCUACUAUCACUAGUGUAAGAAAACUGGGCGACAUUAAAAAUGCUGAGGAUUUGAGCUGUAGACAUCUAUUACCAGAUAGUAGCCAACAAAAUGGAUCAAAGAAUGUUGGAAGUAAUGUACAAGGAAAUAAUUGCGAUCAUUCUACGGAAAAUAAUUACUACAAACAAGCAUAUUCGGUGUCUGGAAAACAAAAGUGGAUAAGCCAUUCAAGUGAGAAACUACCAGGUGAAAAAUCAAUUAAAGGGCCUGCUUUGUUGAGUUCGUCAGUCGUCUCAGAACCAGUUGUUUCGAAUGUAGAUCGUGUUAAAGGGGUCGAGCAUACAUCUUCUUCUCAUAGCAAGGUAAAUAAUACCAAGGAGAAAAGUGAGUUGAAGAAAAUUUGUGUUGACAGAAAGGAAUAUGAUGAUGCCAAGAGCGAGAUUCAAUCACUCGUAAAGCUCAACUUGAAACUUCAAACUAAAGAGGAGAAAUUAGGAAUCGAUGCAUUUAAGGAAGUAGCAAGGCAAGCAACGCAUUCUAUAUUAGCGGCGUGUGGUUUGGAACAACCAAAGCCAGGUUCUUGUUCAAUCCCAGGUUUCCUAUGCUCCCAUCCCAAUGAAAAUCGGCAGCUCCAUAAAUCCAGCUUAAUGCCUAAUUCUUGCAGAGAGUGUUUCUACGUAUUUGUGAAGGACAUGGUUAAUACUGUUGUUAUGUUUCACAAGACAAGGAGUCGGGAAAAAACAUGAUUUUCACAUUGAGCGCUGGUUAUGGAUAAUUUGUACGGUAGAAUAGUUUAUUGAUCCUAAUUGUAUUAUGCCCAUCUUGUAUAGAGAGAGAAAUUGUGAAAGUUUACCCGCUAAAUGUUAUUAUUCUUAUGAAAUAUAAUGCUAUUUUCUUAAAUAAUGUGUAUAUCUCACGGAGUCUCUGAACAUUUUUGUAGUUGUUUGCAGAUUAACAUGAGAUCGUGUUUACUGAAUGUGCACGCUUUAAUCA